Molecule: messenger RNA, 2850 nt
Organism: Panicum hallii
Lineage: Eukaryota; Viridiplantae; Streptophyta; Magnoliopsida; Poales; Poaceae
Product: U-box domain-containing protein 4-like
Exons: 3
Coding region: 1302-2396 (364 amino acids)
Cellular component (GO): cytoplasm; nucleus
Molecular function (GO): protein binding
Source: RefSeq, a predicted model, not a curated record
UACCGCCGACGAGGCGAGGCAGCAGAGCAGGGAGGUGCUCGAACCUUCCAGGGCGCCAUGCCCCAAGCCACCACGGCCUCCGCCGCAGCGGCGACGGCGAGGCUCCCCCGCGAUGCCCUCCUCCGUAUCGCGCCCCGCCGCUCCGCGGGCUCAUCCGCCUCCGUCAAGUCCUCCCUCCUCGCCUCUCUCUUCCCUUCCGCUUCCCCGUCCCUGCCCCAGCGGGCGGGCAAGGAGGCAGCGGCCUGCUACUCUUCUGCGCCGCCGCAGUCGCGAGCUCCGCGGAGCCCCCCGCGCUGCACCCGGCGGCCCUCGCGAGGGCGGAUGCCGGAGGUUGUGCCUCCUCCCAAGUCCCAAGGCCGUGGUGGAGGAGUCGUGCCAUGAAGCUGACAACGACGAGAUUGGGGCUGUGAAGCCGCCCAAGGAGCAUGCUAUGGUCACGGCGCACCAGUUCGGGUGGCUGGUGUUUCAGGUUUGUUACCCUAAGCUUGGGUGUUUGUGUUGGUUAGUACUCUGACGACAUUGGAUACCGGAAGUUAAGGUCUGACCACAGGUGGUAACGGAUGUGAUCCUGUUCACUGUUCAACUUGAUUUUUAUUAUUUUUAACUUAAAAUUGCAUAAGAUUAUAGUUCGCUCUUUCUAGUUUAGAUAAUCUAAAGUUUUGAAGUCCUUUACCACCGCUGUUCAUUGUUCAGUUUCUUAGUCUGGAUUGUAUAUUAGUGCCAACUUUGUCUUAGUAGCAUCUACUCAAUUUUGGUUGCUAUAAGUACAGUUCAACCCUCGGUCCUGUUGACGAACAUUGUUCCAUAUAAUUGGCCGGAACAGGGAAUGGUUAGUUUCAUACACAAAGCAAAGAAUGUGACAGAAUUUUUUGCACCGGAAAGUAAAGAAAGGAUCUUUUACCUGAGGGUGUGAGUCUACGAAGAGGUAGAUGUCAGAGUCGAGGUCGAUGGCAAUGGCAUGGAGGAGAGCUGGCUGAUGACAGCCAUCUGAAGCCUUCGAUCUCGUCGCCGAGGAAGACGAUGCGCUCCAGGAGGACCAUGAGGUCGCUGGUGCUGGACCCAACGCUGGCGUCAUCCACUGAGUGGCACGACCGCCUGACGCCUACAGCACCAUCCCAUCAUCCACCCAAUUCUGAUCUUACUGCGAGGACGACCACAACCCCAACCUGCGCAGCGCAACCCACCCGACCCGACUCUUUUAUUUCAUCCGUUCCUGUUCCUGUGAUCCUGUCCUCGCGUCGCCAACGCUCGCGGAGCAAGGAGCCGGUUCCAUCCCCCCCCCCCCGGUCUUCCUCCCUCGCAUGGAGUCGGACGCGUCCAGCUCCCCGCGGCGGCGGAGCACGAGCUGCUACAGCGACAGCGGCGACUCCUCCUGCUCGGAGCCCUUCAGUGAGUGCGGCAGCGACGACCUCUCCUUCACGCCCGGCGCCGCGGCGGCGGGCAUCCACCGCCUGCUGCUGUCCUGCGCGUCGGAGGCGUCGGAGGACGCCAUCUCGUCUCUGGUGGCCGAGCUGGAGUCCCCCUCGCCGUCGCUGGACUCGCUCCGGCGCGCGGCCAUGGAGCUCCGGCUGCUGGCCAAGCACAACCCGGACAACCGCGUCCGCAUCGCCGCGGUGGGGGGCGUGCGGCCGCUCGUCCGGCUGCUGUCGCACGCGGACCCGCUGCUGCAGGAGCACGGCGUCACGGCGCUGCUCAACCUCUCCAUCUGCGACGGGAACAAGGCGGCCAUCGCGGCGGCGGGCGCGGUGCGGCCGCUGGUGCACGCGCUCAAGUCCGCCGCGUCGCCCGCCGCGCGGGAGAACGCCGCGUGCGCGCUGCUCCGGCUGGCCCAGCUCGACGGCGCCACCGCGGCCGCCGUCGGCCGCGCGGGCGCCGUCCCGCUGCUGGUCUCCCUCCUCGAGGCCGGCGGCGCGCGCGGGAAGAAGGACGCCGCCACCGCGCUCUACGCGCUCUGCGGCGGGGCGCGCGAGAACCGGCAGCGCGCCGUCGAGGCCGGCGCCGUGCGGCCCCUGCUCGACCUCAUGGCCGACCCGGAGUCCGGCAUGGUGGACAAGGCCGCCUACGUGCUCCACUCCCUCGUGGGCUCCGGCGAGGGCCGCGCCGCCGCCGUCGAGGAGGGCGGCAUCCCCGUCCUGGUCGAGAUGGUGGAGGCGGGCACCUCGCGGCAGAAGGAGAUCGCCACGCUCUCCCUCCUGCAGAUCUGCGACGACAACGCCGCCUACCGCACCAUGGUCGCCCGCGAGGGCGCCAUCCCGCCCCUCGUCGCCCUCUCCCAGUCAUCCUCCGCCCGCCCCAAGCUCCGGGCCAAGGCGGAGUCGCUGAUCGAGAUGCUGCGGCAGCCGCGGAGCCCGAGCCUCCGCGCGAGGCCGGCGGCGGCGGUCGUUGCGGCGGAGUGACGUCUUCCCCUUCGCAACCGGGCGAUCCCAUUCCCACCUCGGCCGUUCGUUCGUGCCAACUUCCUUCCUCCACUUCUUCGACGGGACGAGCCGGCGCGCGUGUAAGUAGCAGGCAGCGUGUUUGCGUCCGCGAUCGAGUGUGCAGUUUCCUCAAGCGAGAUGUCGCCGAAGAACAGUCUAGCUCUAGCCUCCCUCCCUGUAACUUCCUUUCCUUUCUGCUCCAUUUCCAGUUUCCACUUCCCAGUCUGGUUGCUUCCUCGCCGCCGGCCGCGGCGAGGCGAAGCUAAGCAAGGGUGUGUGCCGCGAAGCUGCAGAAAGGAGCUUCGUGCUCGCGCGUCUCCUUCCCGUGUGGGUCGGAUUGUGCUAGCCUCAGCGUGUGACGUGCGCGCGCGUGCUGCGUCAGGAACGAAUCCAAAAGUUGGUUUCCGAUCCUGUGGUGGAUGCGAGAAGGAAA